GCAGUUCAUUCAUUUUUAAACCAGUAAGCAUGCCUUAUGGAGCCACCAGCACCCCUCCUGCCGUCUGGACAGGCAGUUGCUCCACUUUCCUCAGCCUGUUUCUGAACUUUUCACGGCAAUAACACUAUGGACCCGCUAUGGACGGACACCGGCGCUCCGGUACGGCAUGCAAAUACGUACUGUGACGUCGGCGAUCAUGUGGCUUUUGGCGUAGAUCCUCCUUGUGAUCGCCAAUUUUUUCUUUCCUGUCGCCUGUUGUCUGCUCGGUUAUUGGACCGCCGUAAGAGUGUUUAAAACAGAUUUGGCUUAUUUCUUGCUUCAGCAGUCGCUUUGGGAUUGUACCGCACUACCUGAGCAUCGCGCCAAAACGGUGGGCAGGUAGCAUCCUGUCAUGCAGUUCCAGGAGGUGGGCCACAACUGGAGCUGACACUGUCAGCGAGCUCCGACUACACUACACCACAACAGUCCCAUCUCCACCUCCACCUCCCACUGCCCUCCUCUUGCUCCAGCCACUAAUCUUACCCCAGGGGAAGACUGUUCUUCAGGCUUCUUGGUUGCUCACUUCCAUCUGAGACAAAGUACUGUGUUCGCUACAUCUCCUAGCAUAAAAGAGAGCCCAGGCCUGUAUCUGGGUCCCAGUACGAGCCAGGCCUCCUGGCUCUUCUUCGGAACCUGAGACUGUUUAUCCACCCAUCACGCUGUGAUAGCAGUCCUUCAUCCUGGGCACCUCAGCCUCCUUUAUAUCUUCACUGGCCAAGCACAGGCACCAAGUGAGGGCAGCUGUCCACCCAGACAAACCCAGGAUCCGCCAUCAUGUCCAGUCGACGGAAGGCCUCCACUCCGUUAAUGAUCCGACCAGAGCAGACCAUGGUGGAGCUGGAUGAUGACGCAGAGGACGACAUGGAGACAACAGCAGAGAACCACACUGAGGAGAGACCUAUGGAAACGGAUGUCUCGCCAGAGCCCUCUGUGGAAUUAGACGUGAUGGGCAAGGCCUCGGACCCUCCCACGGCUCCAGACAAACCAGCAACUGAGCCCCCGGACCUUUCCAAGCCUCAGCGUAAACAGCAGGGGGGCUACGAGUGUAAAUACUGCCCCUUCUCCACACAGAACCUCAACACUUUUAAAGAACACGUUGACGCAAACCACCCCAACGUCAUCCUCAACCCCCUGUACCUGUGCGCUGUCUGUAACUUCAACACGAAGAAGUUCGACACCCUGACAGAACACAACGAGAGGUGUCACCCCGGGGAGAGCAACUUUAAGUUCAAACGCAUCAAGAUGAACAAUCAGACAAUCUUAGAACAGACAAUAGAGGGGUACAGUAACAAUGCAGUCAUUUACAACAGUUCCGGAGCCAUUUCUGGCAAAAUGGACGAACUAGGCACUCUGCCACUUAGCAAACCCACCACGGUCAAGAUUGGUAAACCAAAAAUAAUGUCGUCAGAUAACAAACGGACAGAUUUAGGUAAACUGACACCCGAUCUGGCCAAGAAACCGAUCACAGCGGUCAAUGUGAACGGGACGGUCAUCAUCCCUGAGUCGACUCUACUAAAAGCGGAAGGCCUUUCUCACAUCAUGCCUUCCUUACAGCGGCCUCUAAACUAUACUCAGGUGCCGAAGAUCGCAGUGCCCCUCAACACAACCAAAUACAACCCUUCGCUGGACGACAACCUGACACUCAUCUCUUCAUUCAACAACUUCCCCUAUCCAACGCAGGCUGAGCUCUCCUGGCUCACUGCAGCCUCCAAACAUCCAGAGGAGCAAAUCAAAGUCUGGUUCACCACACAGAGGCUCAAACAGGGCAUCAGCUGGUCACCUGAGGAGGUGGAAGAAGCCAGGAAGAAAAUGUUCAACGGUACAAUCUCCUCCAUGUCCCAGACCUUCACCGUGGUCGCGCCGCAGCUCAACUCCCAUUCAUCCAACCAGUCUGCUUCCACUGCAGUCUCCAAAGCCGUGCAGUCUGCAGCCUCGAUGCUGCAGUCCCUCCCCUGCCAGCUGCUGGGACAGACCAGCUUGGUGCUGACUCCUGUGGUCAACGGCUCCACUGUCACCUGUGCACCGCUGGCACUCACCGUGGCUAACCAGGUGGCACAGUCGCUCAAACGGCCCCUGGCCUCCCCUGUGAUCGCCACGGAGACUAAACGACCCUCCAUCAUUCAAACCAUCUCGGCGCCCUUGCCCACAUCCAAGCUGGCAUCACCCAAAGUACUGAGUUUUACAGUUGACCCCAACAAAACAGCUGAGCAGCUCUCAGUGCUGAGGUCCAGCUACACACAGUGUCCUUUCCCCGAGGAAGAUGAGAUCUACAGGCUGAUAGAGACCACUGGGCUGUCCAGAGGAGAGAUAAAGAAGUGGUUCAGUGAACAGAGGCUCCUUAAUCUCAAAGGCGUUCCUCCACCUCCAGUGCUGGUGAAAGCAGAGGUGACAUCAGUACCCAAAGAAAGUCCUGUAAAGAAAGCAGUCCCUAGCCAGUUUCCCCUGCUGGAGAGGGUGAAGGGGAAGUCAUCAGAGCAGCUGAAGGCGCUGGAGGAGAGUUUUCAGAGGAGCGGCUCUCCAACAGAGGCAGAGCUAGACCAGCUGGCCCAGGAGACCAAGCUGUCCAAGACAGAGGUGGACUGCUGGUUUUCAGAGCGCAGGGCACUGAGGGACAACAUGGAGAAGGCUUUACUCACCAUGUCCUCAAAGAACACAGAGGACAGAGCGGAGCGGCCGGGAGCUCUGCUGAACGGGGCUUCACAUCGAGAACAAGGAGGAAAACCUUUAUGCUCCUCCCCUCAUCCACCUGUCCUCUCCUCUUCCUCCUCCUCCUCUUCAUCCUCCCCUCCUGUGCUUGCAGCCUCCUCCCCUCAUCCCCCAACCCUCUCCUCCUCAGCAUCACCUCCCAUCCUCACAUCCUCCUCCUCCUCUUCUCCCCAUCCUCCCAUCCUGUCGGCCUCCACGAGCCCGGCUCCCAUCACCAGCCGCUCCCUCGGCCUGCUCAGAGAGAUUUUCUGUCAGACUCAGUGGCCGUCUCCUGAGGAGUACAGCCAGCUGGAGGUCCAAACAAGCCUGGGGCGCACCGACAUUGUCCGCUGGUUCAAGGACCACCGCUCAGCACUGAAGAAUGGUGAAACUCUGGACUGGAUGGAAAGUUUCCAAAACCAAAACGUUGUAGAAGAGCCAAAAGCAGGCCAGGAGCAGAAUGGACAGAGUUCAGAGAAAAACCAGAGCAUUGCUGUGAAAGUUGGUGCAGUGGAGGAGGCUGGUGAGAACACAGCAGCUGCUACAGAGCACUCCAAGCUGUCCGACCAAGACAAAGUCCAGUGGUUGACUGACAGAUUAGCCCGCAGUGUGACGGACCUGAGCCGGACCAGACCAGACCAGACCGGCUCUAGCACUGCUGACAAAGGGAGGUGGGUAAAGGUGACUGUGGCAGUGGGAGAGGAGAGUGAAGCAGGAGUGGAGAGACAGAGGCUGGCAACAGACACUGAAGUCCUGACCUUGGAGCAACCUGGGAGGGUCACUGGUUGAUGUAAAUCAUCGACUGCUGAGUCACCGACCACCAUGCAACGACUCAAGAUGAGCGAAUGUGAAACCAGUGAUAUGUCCGUCUGUGAUGUCAUCACAAGGCGACAGAAGACUUUGUAGUCCCGCUGUUAAAGCACUGACUGAUGUAUGGUGCAGAUGCUGACAUUAAGAGGAGUGCCAAAGCUGGACUUGAUGCAUUGUUCUUUUUUUUUUCUUUUUCUUUUUUUUUUUUAGAGAAGCACCCUUGUAAAUAUUUUUCUGUAUUACAAAAAAAGUUUGUACAGUUUUACUGGGAGGGCAAGUUUUGUUACAUUUUUUUAAAAAGUCAUGACUGGUGCCCCCAAAACCUAGAAUGUUUUGUUGUUGUUGUUGUUGUUUUAAGAUCAAAGUGUAUGAUAGUGUGUUAUUCUGAAAAUCGGUCCUAUUUUUUUGAAAAUCAUACCUGCGCACUACUCAUUAUGAGUGGUCUUUGAUGGCACUUGCAUAUAUCCCUGUGGUAGUGAUAGAUAUUUACAUGCUAGGCCACUUCAUCUCCAACUGUUGGGAAACUUUCUUUUCCUCCUGCAGCGCCACCUUGACGCAGAGAAUAACGCUGAUGAAGGUGGAAAUCAGUCAAAGGUGCUGGAGGGGCAGCGAGAAGGGGUGACAGUGUUUUGGGCGAUCUAAACACAUCACAUGACCUAGAAAUGAUAAACCACAAAGAGAGGAGAGUGUCUGUGAACGCACCGUGCUGCCUUUUCUGCUCUCUUAUCUGACAUUUGCCACAGAAGUGGGCACAGUACAGACUGGUAACGGCAAUUUUAGCCCAUUAUUUCUUUAUUUGAAAAACUUGAAAUAUUCUUGACUGAACUUUUUGAUGAAAAGUGCUUUAUGCAUGAUAAAAACAGAAGCUCCUGCAGUCUGUGAAGACACCCCUUCAGUCCUUCAGUUCAAAGCUGUAUUGGGUUUAGUUGAUUUCUGUACAGUCAGUUCACAACUCCUGAAACAGUUCAUGAUUCAUCUUCCAAAUUCCAGAGGAAUGAUCAGACGUGCUGAUUUUUCUAGAAAAAACACAUAAAACAUUGGAAUAUCAACAGCCAAAGCUGUCUUGAACUUGCAUGUGCUUCAACAAUUUUCAUUUUUAACUUGUUUUCAAAAAUGAUUUAAAGGGAUAUUUGUGAUUUAUUGGUCAAAUUGCAAGCGCUUGCAAUAAUUGUGCAGCAAGAAAAAAGUUGAGAUGAACUGUCAUUUUAUCCUGGUUUGAACAGCAGGUGUAAGACUGUUUGCUGGCUGAAUGUCUGUUGCUGCUGCUGAUGAUGCUGCUUUAGUUUCAUGUUAAGAUGAGUAUCUGGGAUACUGUACAUUCAGUUGGCUAGAAUGGAAAACUGCUUGCAUCUUUCAUUUUCUACUUUAAGUCUGCUGUAACUCAAUAAAUACACAACCAACUGAAAAACCGU
Messenger RNA from Centropristis striata (black sea bass), 4946 nucleotides. RefSeq names its product zinc fingers and homeoboxes protein 2-like. Gene Ontology annotation, cellular component: nucleus. Gene Ontology annotation, biological process: regulation of transcription by RNA polymerase II. NCBI's taxonomy places the organism in Eukaryota, Metazoa, Chordata, Actinopteri, Perciformes, Serranidae. The record is from RefSeq and is a predicted model, not a curated record. Gene Ontology annotation, molecular function: DNA-binding transcription factor activity, RNA polymerase II-specific; DNA binding. Bases 814 to 3513 code for a protein of 899 amino acids. The transcript has 13 exons.